AUGGAAAUUAAUCAUCAGUACCCAAACAGUACUAAAACGACAACAAUGAAUGAUGAAAAUAAACAAAAAAAAUUAUUGGACAAUCCUAUUGAUCCAUUAGGUUUAACUCGUCCAACAAUGCUGCCUACGGCAACAAAUACAGAUGUCUAUGUACGGUAUUCUGGCAUUGACAAUAUCAAUAUGAGUCCGUCACCAUUAGAUACACGACCACGUCUAUUUCAAGCAGGCUCAUUAAUUGAUUCAAAAACUUAUGUACAAAUAUUAUCCGAAGUUUAUGCACCACCAAAUAUCAAGUGCAAAGAAGAGAAAGAAGAAUUCAAUAGUGAAGAUUUAAAUGAUGAUACUGAUGAACAUUUAUUCGAUGACGAAAUUCUCAAUCAGCAAUGUGAACAGGAAAUUCAACGACUUACUCAAGUUAUUCGAAGUAGUCAACCUGAAGACGGCAAUGAGACUGCUAGUAUUAUUAUGCAACAAUUAAAUGAUUUAUUAGCAACAAAACAAACAGCAAUUAUCAAUGAUAAUGAAAAUCCGAUAUCACAACAUCCAAUAGGAACUUAUGCAACAACAUCAACAAUGAUACAACAUCCUUAUCCACCUGUUAAUCAAACUGGUCUUGUUCAAGAUCACGAUCGUCCUUAUGCUGAUUAUGGUCAUCUUAAUCGACAAACUAUAGCCGAAGAAUGUCAUUUUAAUUUACAAGUACCAACACGAACAACAACAACAACUAAUACACCAACUAUUCGAUUGGAAGCAAAAUCAUUUGCUAUUACUACAUUUACAAAUGUAUCGAAAGAACUAGUUAUGAAUAAAAUUAAAGAAGAAUUUGGUAUUGAAAAUAUUCAAUAUAUUUGUAUUGGCGAAGAAAUAAGUGAAUUAAAUCAUCAGCGACAUUUACAUAUACAAAUUAUUUUCAAAGAAAAAAUUGAUCGAAGAAAACCAUUUCUUGAUGAUAUAACUCAAACACACUGUAAUUAUCAAGUCACACAAAAUGAUUGUGCUUGGAAUGAAUACAUUAAGAAAGGUGGCAAUUGCAUUGAAUUUAAUGAAUUUAAAUCAACAAAAACACGUGGAGGUGAAACGUAUUGGCCACCUCAAACACCAUCAUCAUCUUCUUCACAUAUGGCUUCAAGCAUAUCGGACAAUCCAACUACAAUUACUAUUAAUCACCCAACUACGACUACUAUUACGACGACAACAACUACGACGGUAAGAGCACAAGCCGAAGAAAGACGUAAACAAAAAGAAUUUAUUGCAAAACAAGCAAUUGAAUUAGCAAAAUCCAGUGUCAAUGAUGCUUUAAUAUACAUGCGAGACAAUGCUAAUGCAACGGAAUUUAUUCGAUAUGCUACAUGGUAUAAAAAUACAUUUACUUUAAUUUACAGCUUAGAAUUAUUUGAAAAAAAUAAGAUGAAAAGAAGUCUCAAAGCAAUAUGUACUUGGUCAAAAUCAUUUCCUCAUUGUACAUCAGCAUUACGUACGUAUACAUUUUGUGAAGUCGUCAAUCGUUGGAUACGAGAAGAAUUUCAUCGUACAUCACGAGCUAAAUGUUUAAUUCUUAUUGGACCAAAAGGCACUGGAAAAACAACAUUUGCUAAAUCAUUAUCCCGUCAAUACAAUUAUUUUAAUGGAAAAUGGGAAUCAGACAAUUGGGAUGAUUCUGCUAGUUAUUUAAUUUUCGAUGAUAUUCCAUGGGACCAAUUUGAAGAAUUAGGUUUUCCUGUUAAGAAAUCAUUAUUUACACAAAAUGGUAUUACUUUUACUACAGAUACAGAUGGAGAAAUCGCUGAAAUCUAUGUUGCCCAACCAGCGAUUAUACUUCUAGAACCUGGACAAGCCGAGGGAGCACUAGGACG
Messenger RNA from Rotaria sp. Silwood1, 1853 nucleotides. Lineage: Eukaryota; Metazoa; Rotifera; Eurotatoria; Philodinida; Philodinidae. The record is from the annotation of a GenBank genome assembly.